Molecule: messenger RNA, 7701 nt
Organism: Linum trigynum
Lineage: Eukaryota; Viridiplantae; Streptophyta; Magnoliopsida; Malpighiales; Linaceae
Source: the annotation of a GenBank genome assembly
UUAGGUCGAGUUGUUAGUAUUGUGGCCAUGACGGACUAGGAGGUGAUAGCGAAGUUCGAAGUUGAGAUGAAGGGGACAUUGAAGCGUGAAGCUGAGAUGAACGAGGGAUUUGUCGAACCCGGGGCUUACGACUGAAGUUGAUUCGAAAGAAUUCCGAACCAACGAUAAGGUCAAGGUGGAAUGGGAUGAUAAUGGAGCCAGGGGAUACCGAUAUGGUGGAUCGGCUUGCCAUGACUAUAGGUGAUGCACAUCGUCUAAACAGUACAUCUCACGACUACUUGUUAUCCUAGUGAUUAUGGUGGUAUAUUGGACGCAUAGUCCAUGAAAUCGUACCGGAUAUCGUAUUGGGAAAGUCAACAGUAGGGUAUCUUUUGGUAAAACGACGAGGACGUAAGGUGGCGGAAGAUGGAAAAUGAGAAAGAAAAAAAAAAGAAUAAAAAAGAGGAAACUGAAAUAGAAAAUCACUCCUCGUCGAGCUGGAGCGUGUGAUUGGAUUGAGGAAGUUUGAUUGGUCAGCUAGCUCCCAGCUACGUCACUUCUUUUCUUGGUUGUCUUAUUCGGAUUGUCCGCAAGCCGUAAAUCGGAGAGAAGAAGAGAGUCCGACGACCAAAACAAAACCCCCAACCUCUCUCUCUUUCUCUCUAAUCUUCGUCUUCCUCAAAUCAGAAUUCUGAAUCUGCUAAUUCCACCAUGAAGAGUUUUAGGGUUUUCUUCCUGGCUAUCCUACUGCUCGCCUCUCCAUUCCUCAAAGGUUUGCGCCUUCCCCUCUCUCGCUCACUCUUCAGUUCUAGAUCUGGAUCCCCUCCCCUGCUCGUGAAGUCCUUGAAUGUAUCGAACUGGAGAUUCUCUGUUCCUGGUCGAUCCAUCGUGUUUGAUCUGUGCUACUGACUGAGAUCUGAUUUCCGAUUGCUUUCCUUAUUUGCUUAGCUCGAGGGUUUUGGAGUGGGUUUUGUUUUGGAAUCAAUUGGACUUUUGUUUGGGUGAUCGGAUUCAUCUGUACUGUUGUGGUUUUUUCGUAUCAGUUCUUGCUUCGAGUUAUUGUAUUGCGAACUUUGAGUAUUGGGUACUUGUCGAAUUCUGAUUGCUCCAGUGAAUACUACUGCAAGCUGGUUUUAGCAGCAAUUUUUUUUUCUGGAUUUCCAGCUUGCGUGGCUUGCCCUUCUUUUUCCAUUUUCGGAGUUGAAUGAAUGUAUAUAGGCGCCCCUUGAUCAUGGUCGUUGCCUGAUUUUGCAACAUCUGAUGGUCUGGCUUUCGCUAUUGAUUUCUUUUCCUCUCAUGUAUUGUAGUGGCUAGGUCUGAUACGGAGGCUGAAGGAGUGGACGCAGCUGAAUCAGUUCAGUCUACUGAGGAAACUACUGAUCUUGGGAUCGUUGGUUCUGAAGCUGAUGCCCAAGAUUUUGGUGAUGAGAGUUUUAAUCCAGCUCCCGGGGUUGAGACUGUUUGUGUUUACCCCAAAAACAGCGCUAAAAGUAAGGGGGAAUUCACAUUGUCUCCUUUUUGUGUGACGCUUCCUGUGCAUUUAUGUUAUUUAGAGUUUUUAUUCCAUUUCUCGCAUUUUUGAGGUAUUCUUAUGAACUUUCCUGUGUUUUGGAUUUCUUUGUGUCAACAGUUAUACCUGCUGGACUGGAGUCUGAGCUUCUCGUUGGAGUGAAAAAUGAUGGUAUAGAGUUUGCUGCCUUACUUUCUGUUGAGCCUUGGGGUUGCAUUGCUUAGUAUACGCCCAUUUGCAGGGUUGUGCAUCUGGAUAACUGCAUGCACGUACAUAUUCAAAUUUUUAGCCCUUUUCUUCUCAUUGUUUUUUCAACAUUGAAAUGCAGGAGAAUCUGACAUUAACGUCAUUGCAAUCAAGGCCAGUGUUCAUCUUCCAUUUGAUCACAAUCUUCUUGUUCAGAAUCUCACUGCCCAGGUAAUUAUAGAAGUUUUGUCAUCUAGCUAUCAUGUUUUAAGUGGAUCCUAUCCAAAGGAGUGUUGGAAGCAUUAUUUGGUGUCUUCUAUUUAUUAUUAGUUUUUGGUGGCUGUCUUGUCUUGGAUGCAAUAUUAUCACUCAGUUAUGCUUGAUUUCAUCUAAGAUAUAUAGUUGCAUUGGUUUACCUUACGAUCUCUCUAAGUUAUCGUCUGGGUGUCAAAGGAAUUUUGGUAAAUCAAAAUGAAGAUGAUGGCUAGUUAUAGCUAUAGGGUAGAUUAAAUGCUUGUUGGGGGGAAUAGGCGCAUCUCCUUGAAUUUAGAAAUUAGAUGGCUCCAUGUUGUACUGGAGGGAGCAUAACUAGAUUGUUUCCCAUAGUAGUCCUGUUUCGUACACAUCUGACCUUUUGGUUUCUGUUAUGGAAUAGCGUUUAAUAUAUAUGGUUGUUUUAGGGCAACGGUGUUGGAUAUUUAUCAUGUGCUUUCUUGAAUGGUACGCAUUUUCUUAUGCAGCAUUGAUUAGGCUUGACUAAUCUGAACACUUUGUCUGGUGCUAUAUUUAGGCCUUCACCAAUGCAACUGUCCCGGCUGCAGGACAGGCUACCUUCCCGUAUAUUUUUGCAGUGAGCAAGUUUCUCCAGGUGAAUGCAUUAUCUUGCUAGUGCUUCUCCCAUUCCACGUUCCGAAAUGGCCAGUAUUUUAUUUUAUGUACGAUCCUAAUGGCUGUGUGAAAUCAUUGUUUGGGAUUUGAUUUUUACAUGAUUAAUCUGUGUAUGCAGGCUGGUACCUUUGAUCUUGUUGGCACUAUCAUUUAUGAAAUAGAUCAGCAGCCUUACCAGAGCACCUUUUACAAUGGCACCGUCGAAGUUGUUGAAUCUGGUGGUUUCCUCAGCAUGGAGUCGGUUUUCCUCAUCUCUCUUGGAAGUGCACUCCUCGUCCUCUUUGGUCUAUGGGUUCAUGGUCAAAUACAGAACUUCUCUAAGGUACAAACUUCUCAGGGUGUCAUUUGCAUUUCCUCUCCAAGUUAUGUCUAAUCAUUUAAAACAUUAUCCUAUAGUAGAUCUGGUUUACCUUCUCAAUAAGGCAGAUGCGUUGAGUUGCUAACUGGUGCACUUGGAUAUGAUGGACAAACAUGAAUGCUAAUGAGGCUAAUCCAAAUCCUUGCUUGUGAUAAUUGAUAAUAAAUUCUACCUAACCUAGCAGAUCGCUUAGCUUGUCAUUGGAUCCAAGUAAUUGAUAUUGAAUCUGUGAAGGUGUAGGUAGAUAACUGUUCCAAGAAUUCAGAUGCAAGUCAUUUUCUUAUCAUUGUGGCUCCGUUGAUGUUUUUAUCAAUACUUCGUUCAUAUAUUUCUACACGAUGGGAGAACUUAUUUUGAAUGUUGCCUUGUAUAGAAAACUAAGAGGGCUCCCAAGGUUGAAGUUGGUACUGGAACUAGAGAUGCGUCAAUGGACGAGUGGCUUCAGGUAACUGGUUUUUCUGCUGUUUUAAGUUUAGCUGUGUCCAUGACUUGCCUGUUGUUGACAAUUGCUUUUUUUUCCCCCUUCAAAGGGCACUGCCUACACCCAGUCCAACAAACAAAAGAAGAAGAAAUAGACGCUGGGUUGGGUUGAAACACAGGAGGGAGUGUAGUAAACUGCCGACUCUCGUAACUCAAAAUUUAGCAUUUGAAGAUGCCUCUGGAGAGAAGAGAACCCACGAGUUGCACGAACUAGUUGUGAAACUUAGGCCAGUAUAGAACUUGCCUAGCUGUUGUAGCAUGUGGAGGGUGCGGGGAAAAUGGAGUUUUAGGAUGAACUCUUUUUUUUCUUUUUCCUACUUUAAUGUUUUUUCUGGACAAUUUUGAUAGCAGAGUGAGUCCUUGAAGAGAACUAACUGUGCUUUUGAGGUAGGCUGGAUAUAAAUUUUACUGAAAGUUUGAAGAAUUUUCUUGUCUCGAAAUUGCUUCAUUUUCUUCUUUGUUGUCCAAUGCCAAUAUCAGAAUGUAUUAGCUUGUCUAGGUUGCGACGUUUGCUUAUAUGGAUCUAUCUGUGGGUUCCGAAAGCUUAGAAUUCGGACAAUGCUUUCCCUUUCUUGAGGAAGAUCUAUUCAUUGCUUCUAACGCACAAGAGUAGGGUACUAUUCUUUCGUCUAAUCGUGAUAAUAGUCGCCUCACUGUCAGUUCAAUCAUCAUGCUAACCGUAUACAAAAUAACGACAUCAAAAGGAGGCGCUAAUUGAGUCUGAGUUCAUACAUCAUUACAGAAACGAAACAAAACAAACGUUAAAAUACACUACUAUUUGCAGCAUUACGACAUCUAAAAGAGGCUCUGAUCAACUCGAAUCCAUCCAUCCAUCAUUAGAGAAAUGUAACAAAACAGACGCCAUGAGCUGCACUCGAACCACGUUACAGAUCUUGUUUAUGAAAAAAGCAUUCUUUGGGAUCUAUCUUCUCCAAAAUUCAUUUCACAUGCGCACUCAAUUAUUAUAUUAGUGGCGAUGAUGAUGAUGAAGAGAACGAGUAAUGACAUGGAUAACGAUGGCAUACCAAAUUAUCCCACCAGUUUUUGUGGACUGACCAUAAAUGAUCCUCUGCCUCUGCUCUGCUCUGCUGAUCCCUAACCAACACCCACAUCUACAUCGACAACGAAACAUACAGCAUGCAAGUAAUCAAAUCUCAUAGACUACUUCCCAUGUGGUGGUUUUUCAAGGUCGACAACCCCUUAAUACGCCAAUAAUAUCCCACUUCCCCUUUCCAAACUCCAUUCUUUCUUAAUUACCUUGCUAACUGCACAACGAAAAAAAGACUGUUCUGGUUUUAAUCCUCCUCUUCUGGGUUCACUGCUCUUCCGAACUGGAACUAUAACUCUCACGCACAAAUCAGCAUUGCCCUGGUGUGGAGAGGCUGGACUUCGAGGGUGCUAAAAAUGACCAAUAAAAGCAAGCUUCAGAAGAAGGUAAUGUGGAGAAACUGCUUACCAUUGUGCGCCGAAGCAGCAUAGUACUUUCUGUCAGAAGGAAUCAUUGUGCACAACAUCGUAACAUUACCCUGCAGAAGGGAAAAGUUGGAAUACUGGUUCAUUAGAUAGACAGGUAGAUAGAUAGUUAGGAGAGUGGCAAUGGCAAUAAAUAUCUCCCCCACCCCGUGGACUUUCUUUUUGUUGCUACAGGUCAGGAAGGGCAGUUAUGUUGCAUCACGUGAAGCUGUUUAUUUACACUGGAUAUAAGUGUGCUCGGUAGCGGUUCGCUCAAAAGAGUUGUCAAUAAGGUAGAUCGCGGAACUCUUGAAGCGAACAAACCAUUGUUUGCUUGAAACAGAAGCGAUCAGGGUGGUUCGCGCUGGAGGCACGUGAUUGUUCCUGAUGUUACCCUUCUGUUCUGAGCGUACCGGCUCGACGAAAAUCCAUCUGUACAACUAAAUUUGUACAGAAGCGAUCAGGGUGGUUCGCGCUGGAGGCACGUGAUUGGUCCUGAUGUUACCCUUCUGUUCUGAGCGUACCGGCUCGACGAAAAUCCAUCUGUACAACUAAAUUUGUGAACUGCAACUUCAAAACCAACUCUCUGGCCUAGCUGCAAGUUUUUUACUAUUGACUUUCAGGCCCAGUCCCUUGUUUGAAAAUUCAAAAAUAGGUCUGGCCACCAUAAGCUUCUGUCUUCAUCCACCUACAUAGAUAUUAAAUGCGAAGGGGAGGAAUAUGGUUGAAGGUAGGAAGGAGCUUUAAUGUGCACAGCACAGAAGAAAGAAGUAUGCCCCCUGCAAAAGGGUAUCCACAGCCCAUAACCAAGAUCUUUCUCAUGCUGUGAAAUCCUGAUUUCUUCUUCUUCUUCUUCUUCUACUGAGGUACAGUUGAGAUAAAGAGGUGGGCAUUUAUGGAGCGAAGCCGGUGAUGGUGGAGACAUUUCCCUCUCAAAGUGAAAACUGAAAACCACCACACUAGAAGAUGAAUCCCAAAGGACAUAAGAGGUUAAACUUUGAACAUUCAUGUGAGGCCCUUAAUUCAGUGUCGGCCAUGCCACAGCCACAGCCAUUAUAUAACCACCACACCCUUCUGCUUCUCCAUCUCAACUAACUCUCACAUCUCUGCAACAAAUCCAGAAUACAGACAAUGAUUCCCCUUUCUCGAGGAGGGGCAGCACCUUUGUGCCUGCUUCUGCUCUUCUCUGCCACUCUCUGCCAUGCUCAGAAGACAGCCCAGGUCCUCGUCGUUGGUGCUGGAGAAUGUGUCGAUUGCGCGAAGUCUGCACUCAAGCCCAGUCAGGCCUUCUCAGGGCUUGAAGUGACAAUUGACUGCAAGCCACCAAAUGGUGAGUUCAAAACUAAGGGGGUUGGUAAACUUGACGUGGAAGGCAAGUUCACAGUGUCUCUCCCUAGUGACCUUGUGACACAAGAUGGGAAGAAGCUUAAACAAGAAUGCUACGCGCAGCUCCACAACCCUGCCGCCGCGGUGCCCUGUGCAGCCCACGGCGGGCUGGACUCGACCAAGGUCGUGUUCAACUCGCAAAAGAACGCGUUCGAGCUCUCCGGCGGGAAGCUCAAAUUCUCGCCGGAGGUCUGCUCGUCGGCUUUCUUUUGGCCUUACUUCAAGCACCCGCCCUUGCCUAAGUUUCACCUCCCUCCAUUGAAAUCCUUCCACCACUCUUUCCAUUUCCCUCCUCUCCCUCCGAAGGUCUUCCCUCCCUUCCCGCCCAAGUAUAGUCAUCCACCGGCGGUUCUCCCACCACCGGCUGUGGUCACGCCGGUGCCAGAGCCGCCGGUAGUUGUCAAGCCUCCUUCCAUCCCCAAGCCGGCUCCCAAGCCGCCGGUCGUGGUCCAGCCUCCCUCAGUCCCCAAGCCGGAGCCCAAGCCUCCGGUCGUGGUCAAGCCGUGCCCACCAAAGGCCCCCAUUGUCAAGCCGAAGCCGCCACCAAUGGUUAAACCGUGCCCUCCAAAGGCCCCAUUCGUCAAGCCGCCAUCGGUCCCAAAGGAGUUGCCGCCGCCGGUGCCGAUCUACAAGCCGACUCCACAUCCCCCGAUUUACCACAAGCCGCUGCCGCCGAUCCCCAAGGUCCCGAUCUAUAAGCCGACCCCGCAUCCGCCAAUCUACCACAAGCCGCUGCCGCCGAUCCCCAAGGUCCCGAUCUAUAAGCCGACCCCGCAUCCGCCAAUCUACCACAAGCCGCUGCCGCCGUUCCCCAAGGUUCCGAUCUAUAAGCCGACCCCGCAUCCACCAAUUUACCACAAGCCGCUGCCGCCGUUCCCCAAGGUUCCGAUCUAUAAGCCGACCCCGCACCCGCCAAUCUACCACAAGCCGCUGCCGCCGUUCCCAAAGGUCCCGAUCUAUAAGCCGAUCCCCAAGCCGCCGGUAGCUCUCCCUCCAUUCCCAAAGUUGCCGCCUUUCCACAAGAAGAAGCCAUGCCCACCACUCCCCAAGCUACCUCCGUUCCCCAAGCUGCCUCCCAAGCAUAAGUUUGGAAGCUGGCCUCCUCUCCCACCUUACUCCCCAAUUCAUUAGAGUUCUACUUUGAUCGAUUCUCUAUAAUUAUUGUUGUUGUUAUUUUAUUACUAAGUGGAGGUUCUGAAGUUGAAGCACUGCAAGAAAUAAGAAGACUGAACUAGGCUACAGUGGAGAAGAUGGGAAGACGCAAAGGAUUGAGAUUUGGAUUACUAUUUUCUUAAAGGGUUUGUUUGGAUUUCAAUUAUUUGUUUCUGGGAACGGUUUUAGAGUUGUAAAUUAGUUAUUACUGUUUUUUACUUGAUUACUGCAUGUAAUGGUGGAGUUUCUGCUUUAUGGAUCUGCUUUUGGAUCAUUGUGUUGAAUGUUCUAAUAAAUCAUUUUCCUACCU